AGGAAAAAAAAAAAGCAGGAACUUCACAAGCCACCCCUUGUACUUGUUCUGCUGCGAAGGCUGGCGAGGGGUGUGCCUUCGGGAAAAUGAAUACAAAUCUGCAAUUGAUUUUCAUAAUGUUUCUGCGGUGUUUGCAAACCAAUCGUUUGAACCUCUGAGAUCUUACCUAAGUGAACCACUCCUACGCAUCUAAGUGCUCCAAACUGAUAUAUGACAAUAUCUACUUUGGAUCACGUGCCCGCCGGAGCGACUAAGACGGAUAGCGCGUCAUCUCGCCUUCCCAAAUUUUUUCCCCUCCGCGCCUCGGAUCCAAAACAUCGAGCUAUAGGAGCGAGAAAAGGAGAAAGAAAGAUGUUUAACUCGGUGAACCUGGGCAACUUCUGCUCCCAGUCGCGUAAGGAGAGGAGCGCUGAGUUUGGAGAAAGGGCAGGUUGCGCUUCUAAUCUCUACCUCCCCAGCUGUACCUAUUACGUCCCCGAAUUUUCAACUGUGUCAUCUUUCUUGCCACAGGCCCCCUCUCGCCAAAUCUCCUACCCUUACUCCGCCAACCUCUCGCAAGUGCAGCCCGUGCGAGAGGUCUCCUAUGGCUUAGACCCCUCGAGUAAAUGGCACCACCGAAGCAAUUACGCCUCGUGUUAUUCCGCAGAAGAUCUGAUGCAUAGAGAGUGCAUCCCGCCUUCCACCAUGACCGAAAUGCUAAUGAAAAACGAGAGCGUGUACAGCCACCACCACCACCCCAGCUCCAACCACCCGGCGUCGACGGGAUUCUACACCAGCAUGAACAAAAACACUGUCCUGCCCCAAGGUUUCGACCGCUUCUUCGAAAACGCCUAUUGCGGGGGGGAAAACCCACCCGAGACCUGCCUGCAGAAGGGUGAGGGCAAAGUGGAGGCAGAGUCCCAACCCCACGCACUGUCAUCCCGCGGAGAGCAAGGGCUAGACCCGGAAGAUGAGGAGGAAAACACAAACCCAGGCUCUUCAGCCUCGUCCUCUUCUGUCACCAAGGAAGGAAGCAAAAGCAGCAAUUCGAGUGCUCCCAGAACGAGGAAGAAGAGAUGCCCCUACUCGAAAUUCCAGAUCAGAGAGCUAGAGAGAGAAUUUUUCUUCAAUGUCUAUAUAAACAAAGAAAAGAGGCUCCAGUUGUCUAGGAUGUUAAAUCUCACUGACCGACAGGUUAAAAUUUGGUUUCAGAACAGAAGAAUGAAAGAAAAAAAAUUAAGCAGAGACCGCCUGCAGUAUUUCUCUGGAAAUCCCUUGUUGUGAACAUCUUUUGCAAUCCCCUCUGCUGGCGAAGUGUAUGUGUAUCGAGAGGAACAGUUGCGAGCACGGGUCUGCCCUUUGAGUCGACAAAGCAACCUCAAAGUUUAAGCCUUUUCGUUACUUUUAUCUCUAUGUCUGGGACAGUGCUGAGUAACAAAAGGAGUGAGAUUUUCUUUCAGUUCCCGCUUCAAGGACUUGGAUUCCACGAACAUUUUAUUUAACUUUUUUUUUCUCUUUUUUUUUUUUUUUUCCUGAACAGGUUGGGAUUCCCUUUUUUUUUAUUAUUAUUAUUUUUAUUGUUGUUAUU
This is a messenger RNA of Calidris pugnax (ruff), 1567 nucleotides long. RefSeq names its product homeobox C11 (gene HOXC11). The transcript is spliced from 2 exons. The record is from RefSeq and is a predicted model, not a curated record. NCBI's taxonomy places the organism in Eukaryota, Metazoa, Chordata, Aves, Charadriiformes, Scolopacidae. Gene Ontology annotation, molecular function: RNA polymerase II cis-regulatory region sequence-specific DNA binding; DNA-binding transcription factor activity, RNA polymerase II-specific. Bases 211 to 1263 code for a protein of 350 amino acids. Gene Ontology annotation, cellular component: nucleus. Gene Ontology annotation, biological process: anatomical structure development; regulation of transcription by RNA polymerase II.